Messenger RNA from Aspergillus pseudonomiae, 771 nucleotides. Its product is annotated as tetratricopeptide repeat protein. Lineage: Eukaryota; Fungi; Ascomycota; Eurotiomycetes; Eurotiales; Aspergillaceae. The transcript has 2 exons. Gene Ontology annotation, molecular function: protein binding. The record is from RefSeq and is a predicted model, not a curated record. Bases 1 to 771 code for a protein of 256 amino acids.
AUGCAAAGAUUUUCCGUUCGUGGCAAAUGUAUUGUCACCCCUGCCGACUCGCCGGAGACACUUCACUUGGCUGGAGCGCCUACGCAUUACCUUCAGAGCAGUCGUGUCAGUAACACUGGGCUGAAGCUGCACUAUUUCAGACGUACCUGGCGGUUGCCUAGUCCAAGGACGGUGCGUUAUAUAGACAUCCGCCGACCUUCACCUCAACUCUUCCUCGCUAAAUCAACAUCACUUCCACGACAUUUGACCCCUACUCAUGAUGUCUUCACAAUCCUGGAGGGAAAGCUUCUCUCUCUUGAGGAGUGUGCUAAACCAUCCUCUCUCUACGACACAGAUUACCCCACUUGGCAACGCCUUCACUCCGCUCUUUUCCACGUCAUCCGCGGUACUGGCGAUGCUGAUAAACAGAAAGACAUCCUACUCAAGCUAGUGGGCAACGCUGGUCCGGGCGGAGACGAUGUAGUAGCGUUGCAGAACCUAGCUGCGUUAUACGAGGAAACGGGGGAGCACGAUCAGGCAGAGAGGCUCGCGAAGGAGACUUUGCCAUUGCUUCAAGAACAUAGAGCUCUGGGACUGGAUAGUCCCCAGUCUCUUGGGUCACUGCGUGUCUUGAUCAAAGCUCUUUGGAAGCAGGGGAAGGUCGAGGAGGCGAAACAGGUGAUACAAGAGGCGUGCGGUAGUGUUGACAGAUUGGCAGAAGGGCAGUUCUCAGAUUUCCAGCAAGAAGAGAGGGAAGCACUAGAGACAGUUGUCGCUGACUUGAAGAAGUAA